AAUUAUUACCGCGUUUAUUAUAAAAGUUUCUAGGGUUUACGAAAUUUGGGUCUCUCUCCCUCUCUCUACUUAACGCUCUCUGUAUCUUCUUCUCCGUCAACGAUACGAACCCAGAGACGUCGGCGGUUAAAACAAUCGUCGGAUCUCUCUGGAUUCGUUAGACGAGAAGUUUCCGGUAUCUAAUUUCUGUGCGUUAGAGAGAAAUUAGGGUUGUUGCUACGAUGGAUGAGACUUUACUUGACGAUAUAAUACGACGGCUUUUGGCGACGAAUAAUGGAAGGACGGUGAAGCAAGCACAGAUUACUGAGACGGAGAUACGUCAGCUAUGUUUAGCUUCAAAAGAGGUUUUUCUCAGUCAGCCUAAUCUCCUCGAGCUCGAGGCUCCUAUCAAGAUUUGCGGAGAUGUUCAUGGUCAGUUUCCAGACCUCUUGCGGUUGUUUGAGUAUGGUGGUUAUCCACCAGCUGCGAACUACUUGUUUCUUGGGGAUUAUGUUGAUCGUGGUAAGCAGAGCAUAGAGACGAUAUGCCUUCUUCUUGCCUAUAAGGUCAAAUACAAGUUCAACUUCUUUCUUCUCAGAGGCAAUCACGAAUGUGCUUCAAUCAACCGUGUAUAUGGAUUCUACGAUGAAUGCAAAAGAAGAUAUAAUGUUCGCUUAUGGAAAACAUUCACCGAGUGCUUCAACUGUCUGCCUGUUUCUGCUCUCAUUGAUGAUAAGAUCCUCUGCAUGCAUGGUGGACUAUCGCCUGAUAUUAAGAGCUUAGAUGACAUCAGGAGAAUUCCUCGUCCUAUUGACGUUCCUGAUCAGGGCAUUCUUUGUGAUUUGUUGUGGGCUGAUCCUGACAGAGAGAUUCAAGGCUGGGGGGAGAAUGACAGAGGUGUCUCUUAUACAUUUGGGGCUGACAAAGUAGCUGAGUUCCUUCAAACUCAUGACCUUGAUCUUAUAUGCCGAGCUCAUCAGGUUGUAGAAGAUGGAUACGAGUUCUUUGCAAAGAGACAACUAGUGACAAUAUUCUCUGCACCCAAUUACUGUGGCGAGUUUGACAAUGCUGGUGCAUUGAUGAGUGUUGAUGAUAGCUUAACAUGUUCAUUCCAAAUCCUUAAGGCAUCUGAGAAGAAAGGAAGAUUUGGAUUCAACAACAAUGUUCCUAGACCAGGAACCCCACCUCAUAAGGGUGGAAAAGGUCGUUAACUCGUCGUCGAUGGGUUCAAGAAACGAGUGAAACCGACGGGUUCGAAUUUUGUAAGGCAAACAGUUUGUUUUGUUAGAUUGUUAUCUGUUUUCUUAUGGUUGAGGCAACAUUAUGUUUUGUUUAGAUUUUUUUUGUAAAAAUUGUGGAAGAUGUUCACAGCAUUUUCAACUGAAGAAAGUUGGGUUUUAUACAACUAACCUUUUAGAAACAUAUUCUAAAAACAUAAACGUAAAAUUUAUAAAAAUAAUAAAAUGAAACUUGAAAAACAAUUAUCUUAUUUGACG
Messenger RNA from Arabidopsis thaliana (thale cress), 1475 nucleotides. RefSeq names its product Calcineurin-like metallo-phosphoesterase superfamily protein (gene TOPP7). Lineage: Eukaryota; Viridiplantae; Streptophyta; Magnoliopsida; Brassicales; Brassicaceae. Gene Ontology annotation, molecular function: hydrolase activity; protein serine/threonine phosphatase activity. The record is from RefSeq and is marked reviewed. Bases 222 to 1190 code for a protein of 322 amino acids. The transcript is spliced from 4 exons. Gene Ontology annotation, cellular component: cytoplasm; nucleus.